CUCUCCGAAUGCGGGCGCAUGUCAAUCACCGUGCUCUCAUGUGAUGGCUUUUGCCGGUGACGUGCCAGCCAUAUGGGCGCUGGCAUCACAGCCUUAGCUGGUAUCCACAAUGUUGACGAGGCUUUUCAGUGACCCCUCACUGCUUCCCGACGUGCAGAAAUACUCCGGCUGGGCGGACAGCGACGACGAGCAAUCCAAGAUCAAAGAUGAGGACCAGGACACCCAGGACGAAAUGGAAGGAUCUGAUAUGAGAGGAGACAGCCGGACGCAGUCCGAGCACGCCGGUGAAGACGACGAGGACGACGGGGUGGAGGAAGAGGACGACGGAGAGGAUACAGAGGGGGAUAGGCCCAAGAAAAGGGGCCCCAAGAAGCGCAAAAUGACCCAGGCCCGGAUCGAGCGCUCCAGGAUGCGGCGGGUGAAGGCCAACGCACGGGAGCGGACCCGCAUGCAUGACCUGAACUCUGCGCUGGACAAUCUGCGUAAAGUGGUGCCCUGCUACUCCAAAACGCAAAAACUGUCCAAAAUCGAGACUCUGCGAUUGGCCAAAAACUAUAUCUGGGCCCUGUCGGAGAUAUUGCGCUCUGGAAAAAGGCCCGACGUUGUGUCCUAUGUCCAGACGCUGUGUAAGGGACUCUCCCAGCCCACGACCAACCUGGUGGCGGGAUGCCUGCAGCUAAACUCCCGUAACUUCCUAACGGAACAGCAGUGUCAGGACGGGGGGAGGUACGGGUCCAGCUCAUUCUCCAUGCAUUCCUACCCCUACCAGUGUGCGCGUCUCUCCAGCCCCCACUGCCAGCCAGGCUCGAACUCGCUUCCACUGAGGACACACAGCUACUGCUCGGCUUACGACUCUCUGUAUGGUGGGAGCGGAUCCCCGGAGUAUAACAGCCCCGAGUAUGAGGGGCCUCUCAGCCCGCCUCUGUGCAUCAAUGGCAAUUUUUCCCUGAAGCACCAAGGCUCUGCCUCCCCCGAAAACGAGAAGGGGUACCACUACUCUAUGCAUUACUCCGGCCUCCCUGGCUCAAGACCCACCGGGUCCCACAACCUGGUGUUUGGCUCCUCGGGAGCCCGGAGCGGCAUUCACUCUGAAAACGUCCUGCCUUACCACGACAUGCACUUACACCACGAACGAGCCCCUGUGUAUGAUGAACUGAACGCGUUUUUUCACAAUUAA
Micropterus dolomieu (smallmouth bass) is the source of this 1177-nucleotide messenger RNA. RefSeq names its product neurogenic differentiation factor 2-like. The coding region runs from base 110 to 1177 and encodes 355 amino acids. Gene Ontology annotation, biological process: nervous system development; regulation of DNA-templated transcription. The transcript is spliced from 2 exons. NCBI's taxonomy places the organism in Eukaryota, Metazoa, Chordata, Actinopteri, Centrarchiformes, Centrarchidae. The record is from RefSeq and is a predicted model, not a curated record. Gene Ontology annotation, molecular function: protein dimerization activity.